CUCUCCAGGACCAGAAUUGAACAGCCCUGCUAUAAAGUGAUGAAUUAACACAGAAUUUGAAGGUGAGCCAAAGGCAGGUUGCCCCCUUUAUGAUAAGUAAAUUGACCUUGUGGGACGAUGUGUAAAUCUGUGGCCAUAGCUCCAGGAAGUACAUUUGCAUGGACAUUGGACCUCCUGCCUGAGAGGUUUUGUUCAGUAUCUGUGGUUUGGCAAACCUGUCAUGCUGCAGUACUUCUCGUACAGUAAUUCCACCGGAUAUACACACAUCUUCACCCCAGGCCCAUGCAAAUACCCUGCCACCACUGCCUUUUGCCAUCCCCACCAUGCAAAUACUGUUGUGAAUAGAGUUUGAUGCUUCUCUAUAAAUUCCGAUCAGGCUACUCUGAAAUCAAAGGGUCUGUGCCUCAACUUGCGAUGCCGUUCUCAGUCAACAUCUUCAGGCAACUUCUAAAAGCCAUCCUUUGACCUUUUUUCAAAAAUAUAUUUUCAUCUUCAAUGCCAAGAUUUUGAAUCAGACAACCUAUUUCAAGUUGUACUAAAAUAUCCAAGAAAAAACAUCAGAUGCAAAGGGAUCUUUUUCUGAGAGAACAGAAACCUCCUGGCUAUGUGUUGGUCUGAUUCAAAUUAAGAAAAACCUUGACUGUCUGUGUUAAGUGAAGAAUUUGAAAGUAAAUGUCAUAUUAAAAAAGCUUGCAAAAUAUGGUAUUGAAACAUUCGAGCACUACCUCCCCCUCAACCUCAAACACACCUUAAAACACCUCAAAUUAGCUGGUGGACGUUGUUUAAAGAACCAACAGCACCAUGCAAGGACCUAAUAAGGUGACUAUCUGGGUCAUAACUGGCCUGAUGGCCGUCCUCACCAUGUUCUUCAACCUGUUCAUCUUCCUGAUGAGCCUGAAGAGCUAUAAGCAGAACAAACACUGGACCCCCUGUGAGACCAUCAUCACAGCCCUGUCCUUGGCCAAUGGAGCUCACCAGCUGCUCUGCUAUCUCUGGAUGACCAUGACCGAAAUAGACAAAGACUGCCGACUGGAAGAGCUGUUCUACUCCUUAAUGAUAUUGACAGUGUUCAGCCUCAAGUUCACUAUCAUGUGGACCACCUCCUUCCUGACCUUCUACUACAGCACCAAGCUAGUGAUCGAGCCCAUCCACUGCUACACCAAGAUCCAGGAGGCCAUCCUGAAGCACGUCACCACUGUGGUCCUGGCCAUCCCUAUGUGUGGUCUCAGCACAUGUCUGCCCAUGCUGACUGUCCUCGUCCCUGAGAACAAUACAUCGGAUAACAAGGACUGCGGUUCCAUCAUGCCUAAUGACACCCCUGGCAUGAUCUAUAACACUGUUUAUCUAGUCCUCUCUAAUAUCCUACCGGGAGUUCUGAUGGUAAAGUGUUGCAUAUCCAUCUCUGUUCACCUGGGCAUCCAUCUCCAGCACAUGAAGGCCAGUACCAAUGGUUCCCACGCACCCAAGCUGGGCUCUGAGAUGCGGGUGAUACGCAUGACCCUCGCCCUGGUGGUUGUUUUCCUCUGUUUCAUGGUGGUUGAUCUAUAUGCGUACUAUCAGGUGACAGUGAAGAAAGAGAAUGCUAUUCUGCUCUCUUUUCUCUUCACCUCCAUCUAUACCACUUUCAGUGCCUUGGUUCUUAUCUACGGUAAGAAGACAUUCUGGAAGGUUCUCCUCCACUCUUACAAUGUUGGACUGGAUGAGUUUCCCUGUCUUUCCUGCCUAAAGGUGCCAGAGACCAAAUGCAAACCAAGCUCUGCUCACACAGUCAAACACUGAGUCAGACCAGGGUAGCCACAAUGGCCUUGGGUACAUUAAUUUAACAUGUUGCGGUGAGCAUUCUGGCACAAAAAUGGUCACCGUGCAUCACCCAGGUGGGUGACCCACAUUGGUGGUGAUGAGGUGAGUUUCCCCCUGCUAUGUAAAGCAUUUUGAGUAUCUCUGUUAGAAGAAAAGCAUUAUAUAUAUGUUUGGAUAGUAUGGAUUUAGAGUCAUCUUAUUGUCUGACCACUUAACUUCAUCAUUAGGUUCAAUGUGUGGCUUGUUUUUCCAGGCAUAAACCUAUAUUAGAUAUAUAAAAUAACAUGUGAAUAAAUAUUAUAGUAUUUUAGCUAACAGCCCUGUCUGUUGUUUAAUGUUCUUCUCAGUAUAAUUAAGAAUAUUUUUCAAUGUGGUGUAGUUAUUAAUUCAUGAAUAACCUAUGUCUUUUGCCAUUACAGAUAUUGAUUAAAGAUUUACAGUCCAUAUUAAUAUCAUGGCUACUCAUUAUAGGGCUUUGCCAUAGCCUACAAUAAAUGCCUCUAUUUCGCCUUUGUUUCUCUCAUCUCAAUAGCUAAUAUCCAGUGUCAGUUUCUAUCUUUUUCAGUUGAGAGCAUAGCGAAUGGGAUUCUUAUGGUUCUGUAUAUUCCUUUGACAUCUAUACCAAGGUAUUACUAGAUAACAACCAAACAAGACACUCUACCAAUCAAACUGCAUUUGGAAAGGGUGGUUAAUAUUUGCUGAAAAUCUGUACGAUGUGAUGUAUAGUAGUUGCAUACACAUUCUGUAUAACCUCUGCUCACAAACCAUCUAGAAUAUUAAGGGAAAUAUGCAGGGGUGGAAAGCAUACUGAA
Molecule: messenger RNA, 2612 nt
Organism: Oncorhynchus keta (chum salmon)
Lineage: Eukaryota; Metazoa; Chordata; Actinopteri; Salmoniformes; Salmonidae
Exons: 2
Coding region: 802-1779 (325 amino acids)
Biological process (GO): sensory perception of taste; G protein-coupled receptor signaling pathway
Cellular component (GO): membrane
Molecular function (GO): G protein-coupled receptor activity
Source: RefSeq, a predicted model, not a curated record